Messenger RNA from Bactrocera tryoni, 9533 nucleotides. RefSeq names its product protein eyes shut (gene eys). Gene Ontology annotation, cellular component: plasma membrane; protein-containing complex. Gene Ontology annotation, biological process: establishment or maintenance of epithelial cell apical/basal polarity; heterophilic cell-cell adhesion. The transcript has 14 exons. Gene Ontology annotation, molecular function: calcium ion binding. The record is from RefSeq and is a predicted model, not a curated record. The coding region runs from base 1812 to 9200 and encodes 2462 amino acids. Lineage: Eukaryota; Metazoa; Arthropoda; Insecta; Diptera; Tephritidae.
ACGAACGGUCGCAUUGUCAGAGUUAGCGCGCUCGCCGUCGCCACAGCAGACUACAGCAUUUUUGAAUUGAAUUUGAACAGUUGAGUUGCCUUAGUGCGGUGAGUAGCGCGCUCCACAUUAGCUCCGGCGUUUGGCAGGCAGUUGGUGUGAAUCGACACUUUCGGGCCUAAAUGCAUGUUGCAUCCGUUGGUUGGCCAACAGUGGUGGUAGUGUCGCGUUGCAUGAGUGACGUGUUAUGCCGUAACGUCGUGCUUGUCUCGCUUACGUUUGUGCGCUGCGUAACGCAAUUCAAAGCAAAACCAAAUAAAGCCAGCAAGCGCUGAGCCAAAAAGGAUAAUAAGGAUAACGAGCGCAUACAUUGCCGCUAGCGCGCUAUUGCUUAGUGCAAGCAGCAAUUAUUGUUAAGCGAAAGUGUGUGACCUGUUACAGUUACAUUGAAUUUACAGCUGCAAGCGCCAGCUAAUGCAAAGUGUAGUUCAUUUGUGAUUUAUUUCAAAAGUCAAAGAAGUGAAAAAUGAAGGAACAAAAACAAAAAACAAAACAAGAAGAGUGUAAAUAGCAUGUCAGCACGUGUUUGUUGCUUAAGCUAAAAGUGCUCAUUUUCUGCGCUAAAAAUUAUUUCGAUUUUUUUCUAAGCGCUCGCCACUCACUAUAGAAAUAGGUGCUUUUUAAGCCGCAAGCAAAGCGCUUCAGUGUGUAUAAAUCGGUAAAAUCGGUAAAUAAUAUUCUGUGUCAAAGUGUAGUGUAUAAAUCGAAGUCGAAUUUGUGCUCGCCUGUUGGCUUAAUUUGUUUGUUUGUGGCCCGUUUUCUUUGCGGUUUCCGUAGCGAUACACUUUGUGGCUUGCUUUCCGUGUCAGUUAGCAUGGCAACGUUUAUUUUAUUUUCGCCUUCUUAAUUGGCUAAAAGCAACAUUCUUAAGCUGGCACCUUAUUUUGUGUGUGGAGUAUAAUGACCUAAGCUGAUAGAGCGAAGUCAGCCCUGUUUGCCGAAACGUAAUAAACGAAAAUGCAAAUCCUUUUGAUGUUGCCAGCACAAGGACGAUGAGUAAUCAAAGCGUGCGGCGAUAGAAAGGCGAGAGGCGAAGAGUAACAAAACAAUAUCAGAGAAACUACAAAUACGAGCGUAGCAAAGAAAACGCUAACAAGCAGUUCAAUAUAGUGUUCAUAGUGGGAAAGAAAACAACAGCAAAAACAGGGCGCAACAAAAACUCGAGAGCGCGCAGAGUAUCCCGAAAGGGUAAUAAACAAUUUACGCAAACGAUAAAAGUUAAUAAAACACUUAAGCGGAUUGUGCGACAGCAUUGCCAAAGCGACAACAACAACACUAGCACUAGCAAAAACUGCGAGGAAAGCGAAAAGAAACACGCUACAAAGAUAAACGACACUGUGGCAACAAGGAAUUGUGUGGCAACAACACCAGCAGCACAUUAAAGUGGCCGAAGACCGGGCGCCACAGAGCGGGCGGCCGGAGUAGAACAAGCAGAUAUAUUGCUAUUGCAACAGCAGCUGAAAGAGCUACAACAGCAACAGCAACAGCAACGGGGGCAACAGCAGAGCAUAAUCAAUCAAUAUCGACCGUGGGGCGAGGCAACGCGCAGCAAAAACAAGGACACACACAAAAAGCAGUGCCAGUGGAGGACAUAAAUAACGGACGCAACUGAUAAGUAGUGCGACAGCGAGCGCAAAAACAACAGUUAUAUAAAAAAGUAGAUUGAGCUGGGCGCUGAGACGCACGCAUCUUCUUAGUUGCAACUGAAAGCAGCAUUGUGUGCCGGACCUUAAUGCGAAUUACUUGAGAUAAUUUAAAGGAAGAUGACCAAAAAGCGACGCUUGCCAACAGCGCCAACAACAAAGCAACGACAGACGACGCGUAGCAGCGCGCACACAAGCCGGACGCACGGAGCGACUGGCACUGCAGGUGCCACCGCGCCAAGCAAAAUGCCGAGCGCUGUUGCCAUGACGUCAGUGGAUAAUGCGCGAACAAGCAGCAGCAACAACAAAAAUAGUGACACAAUUCUUUACAGCAACAUUGAUAUGACACGCUGCAACGUCGACGUUAACCGGCUGAGCGACAGCAGCGGCGACGACGAUCAGCGACGAAGCGAAAACGUCAGCAGUAAAUCCCUGAGCUGCGUCAAUUGUGCAAGUGCAAUGUUAACGAUAAGUAAUGAGAAUAUUGGCAGGCGACAAGCAAGCUGCCUGCCAGCCACAGUCAACGCCAACCAAAUGCCGGCGUGUGGCAAGUACCAACGAAGCGCUGUGCAGCUAAGCGAGGGCAAUGCACCGCCGGCGACAAAUACAGGGUUACAGCAAGUGCAGCGCCGAGGCACUGCUAGCAGAGAGUUAUGCAACAACAUGAAAUAUAAGCUUGCAACACACUCGGCGUUGCAGCAGAAGUGCCAUAGUGAGCGCCAAGUAGCGGGUGGGCAGCUGCAAGCAGAGCGCGACAUGCAACAACAGCAAAGCAAAUGGAGUCAAACUCCGUCUGCAUACGGAGCGGCAGCGGCAGCUGAUAAGACCGAAUUUGAGGCAACACUCUCCGCCGCCGAAGCUUCGCAGUGUCAAAUUGCAACGAAAGCAGCAGCAACAACAACCAAAACAGAAAUCAAAGCCAGCUCACAGCCAGUUUCAAUCAAAUUGACUACGUCGCCAAAGGUAAAUGCAGCAAUCGUUGCCAAUACGAAGAGAACACGAAAAUCUUUGGAAGCGGCUAUCGCAAGUCCGAACGCCGCUGAAGCGAACUCCGCCGCCGCUCUGGCACCUGCCAGUUCGUUGACUCCAACAAAGACGUCUACCAUACUUACAAACACCUACGCACCUGCAGCUUUACCAACAACAACCAACACAACAACAACACGUGCCGCUGGCGCUCGAUGGUCUACACUUCUGGAGCAAGCGCUCGUCACUGUUGAAGACUUCGUCUGCUGUCGUUCGUCAAAGUAUGCGUCCAGCAGUGAAAUGAACAACAACAACAACGGCAGCAGCAUUACAAACGGUUUUGUUUGGUUGUUGCCCGUGCUCUGCCUGUUGGCUGCAUUCGGCUGCGGUCAAGCUGGGUUCGCUUGCCUCAGUAAUCCUUGCGUUUUCGGUGUCUGCAUCGAUGGCUUGAAUAGCAGCUCGUAUUCAUGCUACUGCAUCGACGGUUACACGGGAAUUCAGUGCCAAACAAAUUGGGAUGAAUGCUGGUCGGGGCCCUGCCAAAACGGCGGCACUUGCAUAGAUGGCGUCGCCUAUUACAACUGCACGUGUCCGGAUGGUUUUACUGGAAUCAAUUGCGAGGAAAACGUCGAUGAAUGCAUGUCCAAUCCGUGUCAAAAUGGUGGACAUUGUCGUGACCGGAACAAUGGCUACACCUGCACCUGUCAGCCGGGCUACUUGGGCAUCAAUUGCGAAAUCGAUGUGGCUGUUUGCGAGACGGGCACCGGCGCGCGUUGCCAGAAUGGCGGCGAAUGUAUUGAAGGACCUGGCCUGGAGUUCUCUUGCGAAUGUACUGCCGGCUGGCAUGGACGCAUCUGUCAGGAAGAAAUCAACGAGUGCGAAUCGGCGCCGUGUCAGAAUGGCGGUGUGUGCGUGGAUAAACUGGCGUCGUAUGUGUGCGCCUGUCCGAUGGGCUAUACGGGGAACAAUUGCGAGGAGGAAAUACUCAUUUGUGCGGACAAUCCGUGUCAGAACAAUGCGCUCUGCCUGAUGGAGGAGGGCAUACCGACCUGCUAUUGUGUGCCCGACUAUCAUGGCGAAAAGUGCGAGUAUCAAUAUGAUGAGUGCCAAUUGGGACCGCGUUGCAUGAACGGUGGCGUUUGUAUUGACGGUGUUGACACGUUUUCAUGCUCAUGUCCACCGCUGUUGACGGGCAUGCUCUGCGAGUGUCUAAUGAUUGGCGAAGAUUCGUUAGAUUGCAAUUAUACGGUGAGCAUAUCAACACUGCCACCGACAACAAUAAUACGACCAAUUACACCGACGGCUGCUGCACCCGUAACGACGACAAUGACAGCGGAAAUGACACCGCAUGUGUCCGCCGCACCGGUGAUGACAACAACAACAGCAGCGCCAGGUGGUGCAGUAUCAGUGUCCACCUCCGCAGAGACCGAAGAGACCGAGGAAGAGGCUGGUGCGGGUGUUGGCGCAGAAAAAGCCAAACCACCACCUGAGACGGCCACUACAGCAGGCAGCGCCACAUCCAUUUCAUCGGAGGAAAAGCCGCAUACCACGGAGGCAUCACGUUCGUAUACAGCUGAGUCGGGUAGUAGCGUUGAGUCGUCCUACUCCUCCGAAGGUAGUGCGUCGGUAGAAGGCGGUACAUCCGACGAGUAUACGACGCCCUCGCAUGUGGAUGCUAGUAGCGCUGAGGAAGGUGUGCCCACGACGGCCAAAACUACAAUAAGUGCCGCAGGCUCAGACUACACGCCUGGCUCAUCUGCAGUUUCGAAAAGCGCGGAAUCGGAUGAAGGUCCAGCCAUCACUUAUUCCACACGUCCACCAUUCAAGCACUAUGUUACCACCAUCGAGACCACAUUUUCCAUUGACUACUCCACUGCAAGACCCACCUCUUUGCGGCCAACGCCUUCGAUAUUCUUCCCCAGCAGCACAGUGCAUAUAUUACCAGACCUACCUGGCAAACACAUUCCCACCGAGUACCCUGAGUAUCCGGACCAGGAUAUGACUUCGCCACAUCGUAUAACCACCACGGUCGCGCCAUUCUUUACCGAAUACCCCGAAGUUGCAGUCACCACACGUUACAAAGACUUUACCAGCAAAGACUUGAGUAUGAUAACAACCGGCCGACCAACAACAUAUCCCUCAACACCGCCAUCGUUGACAUCCACCAUUGUGCGUAUUGGCAGCACUUUGCAACCCCAACCCGGCGGCGAAAUUGCGCCAUCAACUGUGACGCCGACAACCGGUGUGCCCGCGGAACGACCAGACGCGCACCAUCAUCAUCAUCACCAUCACCACCAUCACCACAGCACACAUGCGCCACCAACCAGCGUUGAGGAAUAUACACAACCGCCACAAACCACACAGACGCACAUCUAUCCGCACUUGACGACGCAUACCACCGAGCAUACGCAUUACCACACCACACAUCGACAUCAUUAUGAAGGUGCGCCAACCACUGUGUCAGCGCCAUUGCCAACGACUGCCGAGGUUACUACAACACAACCAUUAUAUACCGACGAUUUGGUUAGCCACACCACAACGCCACGCCCUGCUGCAACGCCGGCAGUGUCGGUGCCGUUACCAACAACUCUUGCGCCCGAGUCAGAAUCUGCGGAGACUACACAACCACCGCCACCACAACCAACCAUACCGCCAACAGAACCAUCAAUACCCGCCGCGCCAUUGCCAGUAACAACGCUGCCGCCACCACCAUUACCACCGUCAACGGCAACACCAACCGUGGUGGUCACAUAUCCACCACCGACGGAACUGGCGCCUGCUCCCGGCACACCCGCAUCGGCAUACACCACCUCACCACCGGCGCCAACUACCACCGUGCCAAUCUACAGCACCUAUGCGCCGCCAAGCAGCAAACCCGUCACCACAACAGUGGCCAGCAGCGAGGAAGUGGAGAGCGCCAAUACGGUGGCCACGGGCGUUGAAACGGGCAUAGCACGCGGCGGCGCGACGCUUGUUGGUGGCGCCGGUGGCGUUGAUAAUACCACCGAAGUGGAUUGCAUAAAAAUGGGCUGCUAUAAUGGCGGCACUUGUGUCACGACGUCGGAGGGUUCACGGUGCGUUUGCCGCUUUGACCGCCAAGGUGCACUGUGCGAGUUACCCAUCAUCAUCAAGAAUGCCGCCUUCUCCGGCGAUUCAUAUGUGUCGCACCGCAUCCACAAGGACAUACCACACCAUGAGUCAUUGGAUUCGGUGCUGCCAAUGCAUGUACAACUGAAGGUGCGCACACGUGCCACAAACGGUCUGAUAAUGCUGGCCGCUGCUCAGGGCACCAAGGGCGGUCACUAUAUGGCGCUGUUCCUGCAGAAGGGCCUAUUGCAAUUCCAAUUCUCAUGCGGUUUGCAAACAAUGCUGCUCAGCGAGCUGGAGACACCGGUGAAUACGGGCAAUGAGAUAACAAUUAGAGCAGAAUUGGACUUCAGUCGCAAUUACACGCACUGCAAUGCCUCACUGUUAGUCAACGACACGCUCGCCAUGUCGGGCGAUCAGCCGACCUGGCUGAAAUUGCUGCCGCCGCGCAUGCACACACCGGAAGUGAUACUCAAUACAUGGUUGCAUUUAGGUGGCGCACCACAAGCGCCGAUCGGCCUGAUUAUCGAACUGCCGCCAGCUCAGAGUGGCACCGGCUUCACGGGCUGCCUGCAUUCGUUGCGCAUAAACGAAGAGACGCGCGAGAUAUUCGGUGACGCUUUGGACGGCUUUGGCAUAACAGAAUGUGGCUCACUCGCCUGUUUGUCGAGUCCUUGUCGCAACGGCGCUGCUUGCAUUAAAAUCGAAACCAACGAAGUUGAUGAGAAUGGCGAAAAAGCGGAGAAGUGGAAAUGCAAAUGUCCAACCGGUUAUAUGGGACCAACUUGUGAAAUCUCCGUUUGUGAAGAUAAUCCCUGCCAGUAUGGCGGCACUUGCGUACAAUUUCCAGGCAGCGGCUACCUCUGCUUAUGUCCCUUAGGCAAGCAUGGUCACUAUUGCGAACACAAUUUUCCUGCCCAUACGAUUUCCCCCGCUACAAUCAAGAAUCUUACAGAUCUCGAAGUCGCGCUGCCGUCGUUCUCGGGCAGCGUCAAUGGACUGUCGUCGUUUGUCGCCUACACUGUGCCCAUACCGCUGGAAUACUCGAUCGAGUUAAGCUUCAAGAUACUACCGCAAACCAUGUCACAAAUUUCACUGCUCGCGUUCUUAGGACAAUCCGGUUAUCACGAUGAGAAGAGCGAUCAUUUAGCGAUCAGCUUCAUACAAGGCUACAUUAUGCUCACUUGGAAUUUGGGUGGAGGACCGCGACGCAUAUUUACGCAGAAACCCAUUGAUUUCCGUUUGGAUGCACCGCGUGUGCCGUACGAGAUCAAGGUUGGACGCAUUGGACGUCAGGCUUGGCUUUCGGUGGAUGGUAAAUUCAAUAUUACUGGUCGUUCACCGGGCAGCGUUAGUCGCAUGGAUGUUAUGCCCAUACUCUAUUUGGGUGGACAUGAGAUAGCGAAUUUCAAUACGCUGCCGCACGAUUUGCCGCUACAUUCAGGCUUCCAGGGUUGUAUCUACGAUGUGAACUUGAAGGCGGGUCAAGUGACAGUGCCGCUGCAGGAGACGCGCGGUGUGCGUGGACGCGGCGUGGGACAAUGUGGCACCAGAGAAUGCCACCGGCAUGCUUGUCAACACGACGGCGCCUGUUUGCAACAUGGCGCUACUUUCACUUGCAUCUGCCAAGAAGGCUGGUACGGCCCACUGUGCGCUCAGCCCAUUAAUCCAUGUGACUCCUUCAACAACAAAUGUGCGGAAGGCUCAACGUGUGUACCGCUGGUAAAUGGUUACGAGUGCGAUUGUCCGGUGGGCAGAACGGGCAAAAACUGUGAUGAAGAUAUACGCUCACUAAGCGAUGUUUCGCUAACCGGUCGUCGCUCUUAUUUGGCUGUACGUUGGCCCUACCUCUAUGAUAGCUCCGAUAAACUUGGUUCGAAGCGUUCGCAAAUUAUCAGUUAUCGCAACUUUACGAAGAAACUAAUGCCACCGAAACCGAUUGCUUCCUCAAACCAGCACUUUGUUAUGAAGUUGCUCAACGAAGUCGAGAAACAACGUAAUUUCUCGCCUGUGCCGCUUAUGGGCUCCAAGACUUUCGAAGAGCAUCAUCGUGUGCAAUUCUUCUUCAUCGAAUUCCAAUUGCGUCCGCUCUCUGAACGUGGUCUACUACUCUACUUCGGCACUUUGAAUAAUAAUCAGGAUAAGAAAGUCGGUUUCGUGUCACUCUCAUUACAGGGUGGGGUUGUGGAAUUCCGCAUUUCUGGUCCCAGUAGCCAUGUGACGGUCGUACGGAGCGUACGUAUGCUCGCAAUUGGCGAAUGGCAUAAAAUUAAGAUGGCACAACGCGGACGCUGGCUGACGCUUUGGGUUGAGGGUAGCGCAUCAUCGGCAUUGGCACCUUCCGCCGAAGUACUUGUCGAACCCGAUUCCCUGUUAUACAUUGGAGGACUCAAAGAUUUAUCCAAACUACCGCAUAAUGCCAUUUCUGGCUUCCCAAUACCAUUCCGUGGCUGCGUACGUGGUCUGGUGGUCAGCGGUACGCGCAUUGUGCUCAACGAAACAAAUAUAAUGGAUUCUCGUAAUAUCCGCGACUGUGAUGGCACGGCAUGUGGCGGCGAUUCUUGCGAGGCGGGCGGUCAUUGUUGGCUCGAUGAGAAACUGCAACCGCAUUGUAUUUGCCCCGAAUAUGCGAAAGGUGAUCGUUGCGAAUACUCGGAAAGCUGUAAACUAAUACCAUGCAAGAAUAAUGGACGUUGUUUGCGCAGCGGACGUUGCUCUUGUCCGAAUGGCUGGGGUGGAUUUUACUGUGAAAUAGCCAUGAGUAAGCCCACAACGCCAAGCUUCCGUGGAAACAGUUACCUGAUCUUGCCGCCGCCCCGCAUACCGAUGAAAGACAAACGUCGCGGCCCAUCCAUGUAUGUCCGACCACGUGAAGCCAUACAAGUUUCGCUGAAUUUCUCCAGCAUCGAACCCGACGGCCUGCUGCUGUGGAGCGAGCACGAUCGUAAUAAAUUUUUGGGCUUAGGCUUAGAGAACGGUCACCUGAAAAUGGCUAGCAAUUUGUUAGAUUCCAAUAAUGAUACCGUGGAGAUGCCAUCGACCGGCUUCAUUGCGGAUGGCAGUUGGCACUUGGCAAAGGUCAUAAUGGAUCGCAAUCGUUUGGAGUUGCAAUUGGAUGGUGAAGUGAUAUUCUCAGAGAAGGUGCUGGACGCGGCAACUGCUGCGUUAGCAGCAACCACACAACGAACAGUGUUAACGACGCGACGCUCGUUUGCGGCACGACGUGGUAAGGAACCAUCAAUCACCUACGAGGAUGUCUUCUAUUUGGGUGGCUUCCCGAACCAAGAACUGGUUAGUGUACGCACACUCGGUCGCUUCAACGAACCCUUCAAAGGCUGUCUGCAGGAUAUACAAUUCGGUGCCGAACCAACUGCCGUUAUAACCGAUUUCUCAGCUUACAAAGGCGAGAAUAUUGGCUCGUGUGAUCUACAUGGAGAUGAACCAAUGAUUGUAUAGGAGCGAGAAGAUGAUGUGUAGCAACAACACAAGAGAGAUUAUAAAUCUUCGGUAUAAAAAAUUAUUAAAACAACAACACAAACAAACAGACAUACAUACAUACAUACGAGAACAUUAGGAAAGCUUAAAAAUUGUGUUUAUUUUAUUAAACUGAGCGGAGCAAACGAGAGUGGAGAGAGUAAAAGAGCGUAAACUAUUGUAAGCAGUUAUGUAUGUAUGCUUGUGGGUGUUUAAAGAGCGAAAAUGCUCAGAACUUAAACUCAAUAAAGUUAAACUAAAAGCAAAAAGGAAGAAAAUUAAUAUAAAUAAAUAAUAUAAAAGAUAAUAACAAAA